Suillus paluster is the source of this 897-nucleotide messenger RNA. RefSeq lists its product as uncharacterized. The transcript is spliced from 2 exons. NCBI's taxonomy places the organism in Eukaryota, Fungi, Basidiomycota, Agaricomycetes, Boletales, Suillaceae. Bases 31 to 753 code for a protein of 240 amino acids. The record is from RefSeq and is a predicted model, not a curated record.
GUUCGCGUGCUCCUGGAUGUAGGUGCGCAGAUGCUGGAAUUGAAGAAUCAGGAGUUGGCAGAAGCAUGGCUUCGAGCCAAGCGCGACGCCCAAGCUGCAGUCUUCGUCAAUGACGACGAUGAAAUCGUCAUUGUUAGUCGGAAUGGGGCAGUUGAGCCCUUUGCAUCGUCCCCCUUUUCCCAGCAGCUCGAUCAGUGCGUCGUAUAUCUAGACGACGCCCAUACUAGAGGAACAGAUGUCAAGCUGCCUUCCGGGUUCCGAGCUGCUGUCACGCUUGGCCCCAAAGUCACGAAAGACCGCCUGACCCAAGGAUGCAUGCGAAUGCGGAAGCUGGGAAAUGGGCACUCAGUAAUGUUCUUCGCUCCGACUGAAGUUGAUCGGAGCAUUCGUUCGGCGACUCAGAAAGCCAAUACCGACUGUGUCGAUGUGGCAGACAUCCUGUAUUGGGCGAUGCGCGAAACCUGUCUUGAUAUUCAGAUGCGUGCAUCCCACUGGGCUCAACAGGGAUCGGACUUCAGUACGCGGCAUUCCGCGUGGAUUCAAUUCUCGCACGCCCCCUACCACUUCGAUUUCCACCCUGGAGACAGCCUGGUUGCAGCCAGAGGAGCGUUCAUUGGAGGAUCUGUACGCACCACGCAGUUCUUUACAGCUAUCCCAGGUUUGCGAUCCAGACGUUCAAAAGAAGUGCGAGGAGCUCGGAGUUCUAAUUGGCUCCCGAAAGGAGCAUGGAUGAGGAACAAGAAAGGGAGAUAGUGCACGAGGUGGAGAGAGAGACGUCAAGUGGAAAGGCCGCCCAGGGUAGAACCUGCAGCCCACGAGCUGCACGCGCACGUUCUUCAAUUCGUCCAGACCGGCCAAAUUCCCGCGGGAUCUUCUGCGUUCAUUCCAGUGCUAUCC